This is a messenger RNA of Lampris incognitus (smalleye Pacific opah), 2153 nucleotides long. Its product is annotated as serine/threonine-protein kinase/endoribonuclease IRE1-like. Gene Ontology annotation, biological process: protein phosphorylation; IRE1-mediated unfolded protein response; mRNA processing. The transcript is spliced from 7 exons. Gene Ontology annotation, molecular function: ATP binding; protein serine/threonine kinase activity; RNA endonuclease activity. The record is from RefSeq and is a predicted model, not a curated record. NCBI's taxonomy places the organism in Eukaryota, Metazoa, Chordata, Actinopteri, Lampriformes, Lampridae. Gene Ontology annotation, cellular component: IRE1-TRAF2-ASK1 complex. The coding region runs from base 66 to 1628 and encodes 520 amino acids.
GAGCGCGCUGUCAGGUUGCUAGGGACAGACGGGAGUUCGUCGACGCCUCACUUUGAUGUAAAGACAUGGAUGACUGGAAUGAUACAUAUGACGGUUGUGAUCCAAAUGAUGAUUAUCUUGGAGAUGAGAUGGCUGGAUUGGACGAUUAUGCUGACACUAGUCCAGAUUUAAAUGACUAUGAUCGGUAUGAGGAUUAUGAUGACAAUGGCAUGUAUGACUUCGAGGGUGAUGCAGAUGACUUUGAAGAAAUGUAUUCACCAGGAAGUGAUUCAUACGAGCAGCUUCAUGGUAAUGUGGGUUCAUUUUUGACGUCCUCAAACCUCAAAUUUGAUGUCAGCAAGGGCAUAUUGGACCCAAAAUCUGCCCAGUUAUCCUCGAAUGUGAGGUCACCACCACGAAAAUGGCACAAAAUAAGUGAGAGAUGGCAGCCACAAUUGGAGAGGCUUGCCAACAUUGAGGAAAGUAGAGUUGUCAGAGUUGGAAGCCUCAUAUAUUCAAAAGACGAGGAAUUUCGUAUUGCAAAUGGAAGUGAUGGAAGUGAGGUGUUUCUGGGGCUAAGGGAGGAUGGCACUGAAGUUGCCAUCAAGAGAACAUCUAAAAUCAACUAUCAGCUGUUGAAGAAUGAGGAAGAGUUUUUACGAUGUCCAGAGCUUGAUAAUAAUUCAAUUGUGCGAUAUUUUGACAUGGCGGAGGAUGAGAAUUUCGGCUACCUUGCUCUUCAGCUAUGUGAAUAUACCCUGGAAGAGUAUGUCGAAAUGGAGUUCCCCAAAGACACUUUCACUUUGUUGAAGAAAGACCUUGUAAAUCAGAUUCUCACCAGUUUACAAGUGCUUCAUAGUCAAACUCCUCAUAUCCUCCAUCGGGAUCUCAAACCUCAGAACGUGUUAAUAGAUGUUAACAAGAAGGCCAGAUUGGCAGAUUUUGGCAUAAGUAGAAGAUUACCCAAAGGACGAACAACUUUGCUUACUAGAAGAGCAGGAACAAAGUGCUGGAUGGCCAAGGAGACAUUGAAUGAAGAUGAUACCAUACCAUAUAAGAGGAGCACCGAUAUACAGGUGGCUGGGAUGUUGAUAUAUUACAUUUUCUCUGGAGGACAUCAUCCAUUUGGCAAAGGCUUUGAGUGUGAGUACAACAUUUAUAACGGCAAGUAUAAGCUGGAACAUGUCCGGGACGUGGUUGCAGUGGAUCUUGUUGAGUCCAUGAUAAAUGAAGAUCCCAAAAAAAGACCAACGGUGGAUCAAUGUUUGGCUCAUCCCUUUUUCUGGCUCGAUGAACGGAAAGUCGAAUACUUGAGAAGGGUUGGCAAUCUGGAAGAGGUGGAGAACUGUCGGAAAACUGACCCGGGACUGAUUCGUUCACUGGAUCAGUCUGCUGAGGGGGGACUGUUCAAUUGUUGGAAAAACAAGUUCCCACCUGAGCUGGUCAAGAAGUUGGACAGCUAUAAGAGGAGCUACCCUGAGAAUUCAAUGGGACUACUACGCUUCAUACGCAACCUCCAGGAGCACCACUUUGAGGAUGCAGCCAGUAUAGAUCUGAUGACACUCUUUCCAGAUCUCUUCAUAUGGGUUUACAAAUUCGCCAAACAACAAGGGUGGCACUCGAGGCCAGUCCUGAUAAAAAUGUUUUAGAAAAAUGGGAAUUCGCCACAAAAACCAGAGAAUAGGAUGUGCCCCAGUACGUCUGUGCAAGAAUCCCAACUUGAUGACUUGAGCUGGACUUCAAAAGUUGGAUGAGAUUCGAAUGGGCUGAGACAGAUGAUGAGGGAUUUUAGUGUGAUUGUCACUGGUGUACUGAUAUAUAGUUGGAACUUGACAAAGAAUUCUGGCCACGGCUAAAGCAUUUGUUGACAUGCAACUUAUUCCUUAAGUACUUGGAAAGAAACGUGGAGAGACAGUGAUUCUGUGCAGAACGUGAAUGACCUACUCAACUCUUUGCAAUCCCUCAGUGCUGUACAUUGUAUGUAUAUAUGUAUCUAUAUGUGUUUCAAUGAUCUAAAAAUGAAUAUUUUUAAGAAAUCAAUUCAGUUCAACUUGCCAUUUCUUUCUUUGCCAAAGAAAGAAGUCCAAACUUUUUUAAAACAUUUAUUUUAUAGUGUUUUUAUGCAUGCUCAAUAUUCCAGGUAAGAAAAUCACAGAAAGUGAUUAAACUUUGUG